Messenger RNA from Phycomyces blakesleeanus NRRL 1555(-), 996 nucleotides. RefSeq lists its product as hypothetical. The annotation marks the transcript as partial. Gene Ontology annotation, biological process: intracellular monoatomic cation homeostasis. Gene Ontology annotation, cellular component: mitochondrial inner membrane. Gene Ontology annotation, molecular function: ribosome binding. The record is from RefSeq and is a predicted model, not a curated record. The transcript has 6 exons. NCBI's taxonomy places the organism in Eukaryota, Fungi, Mucoromycota, Mucoromycetes, Mucorales, Phycomycetaceae.
AAGAAAACAUUAUGGCAAAAGGUCAAAGCAGAGGCUGUGCAUUAUUGGCAUGGAACCAAAUUACUUGGACUUGAAGUCCGUAUUUCAUCCAAGCUUACAUGGAAAUUACUCCACGGUAAUAAAUUAACUCGCAGAGAAGCCCGCCAGCUUCGCCGUACAACUUCAGACAUAAUACGCCUUGUGCCUUUUGCUGUGUUCCUCAUUGUUCCUUUUAUGGAGUUAUUACUUCCUGUGGCAUUGAAACUAUUCCCUAAUAUGUUGCCUAGUACUUAUGAAAGUAAAACAGUAGAGGAGGAGAAAAAGCGUAAACUGUUAAAGGUACGACUGGAAAUGGCAAAAUUUUUGCAAGAGACCAUUGCAGAAACUGGUUUCCCUGGAUCCGAUUCUUCACAGGCUGCCCAGGAGUUUGCAGAAUUCUUUAGAAAGACCCGUAUUACAGGAGAGCAACCAUCUACAGAAGACCUCCUGAAUGUGGCGAGACGGUUUGAGGAUGAGUUGACAUUGGACAAUUUGACUCGUCCACAGCUGGUAUCAAUGUGCAGAUAUAUGAACAUCAAUGCUUUUGGUUCCGAUAAUUUUCUGCGUUUCCAAAUUCGUAACCGUAUGAGACAAAUCAAGGCGGAUGAUCAAGUCAUUGUGGCUGAAGGAAUCGAUGAUCUUACAAUACAAGAGCUUCAGGCCGCAUGUGCUGCCCGCGGUAUCCGUACCAUCGGAACUUCCCCUGGAAGAUUAAGAGAUGAACUGUCCCAGUGGCUCGACCUCCAUCUUAAUCACCAUGUACCCUCGACUCUCCUUAUCUUAUCCAGAGCCUUUAGUUUUACUGACCGCCAUAUGACCACCGAAGAUGCCCUCCGAGUUACCUUUGACAGUCUUCCGGACAACUUGGUAAACGAGGCUGAGCUUCAGGUGCUUGAAUUGGUUGGCGCAAGCACUUACAAACAGAAGAUGGAAGUCCUUGAACAGCAGCAAGAACUUAUUGAGGAUGAGUCUGAACAA